Messenger RNA from Triticum urartu, 708 nucleotides. NCBI's taxonomy places the organism in Eukaryota, Viridiplantae, Streptophyta, Magnoliopsida, Poales, Poaceae. The record is from RefSeq and is a predicted model, not a curated record.
ACAAAAGGAGCACGGGCUCACCUCCUCUCCCUCUCGCACAUUAAGUCACCGCCGCCGCCACCCACGCCGUCCGCUUCCAGCGACCUCCAGCGCCGCGCAGCACGCCCCGAGCUCCCCACGGUUCGCGCCUCCCUUCCCUCCAGCGAUAUUCUCCGCUCCCAUCCUCUACCGCCCGCUCGCCCAUGGCUAGGGUUUUGGGUAGGGCUUCGUCGGAGCCACGAGCGCAAUGACGGCGGCGGUGGCUCAGAGCCAUGAGUGUGACGGAGGCUGGGGAAAGAACGGAAACACUACUGCUCGCGAUGACAGGAUGGUGCCAUGCGUGCGCUGCCCCAAGGCUGCAACUGCUUCCUCCAGUCGUCCCCCCUCCAUGGCUACAUCUUGGUCUCGCUUAGCUACUAGUAUAGUGCAGAUUGCUUUCUCUAUUCAAUUGAUUUUGUUGUCUAUGUAUUACCUGAACUCCAAGGGAACCAACUUACAUGGUGUAAUGGAUGGAGGUGUUAUUGGGGCGUCUUUUUUCAUGGUUGGAAACAAGAUGUUGCUGCUGUUGGAGCUCACAGAGAAUGGUAUUAUGAUAGUCUACUUACUUCUAAAGGUGCAUUAGAAGAUAAGUGGAUGUCCAGAUUCUUUGGCCUCAGAAAAGUGGUGAUAAAAAUCUUGAAGUAUUGUUAGCAUUUUCCUCUAAAAAUGGAAAGAGCACAUACAAAGAAG